This is a messenger RNA of Naegleria fowleri, 1185 nucleotides long. RefSeq lists its product as uncharacterized. Gene Ontology annotation, molecular function: 3'-5' exonuclease activity; nucleic acid binding. The record is from RefSeq and is a predicted model, not a curated record. The coding region runs from base 1 to 1185 and encodes 394 amino acids. The transcript has a single exon. Lineage: Eukaryota; Heterolobosea; Eutetramitea; Acrasida; Naegleriidae.
AUGACCAAAAAACGUUCCCUUCCCUCGUGGAUGAUUACUGCAAAAUCGGAACCAACAUCUUCAUCAAAUUCUGUACCACCGUUACUGCAACCAACCAGUGAGUUGGAAGGAGAGAGUACAAGUGCUGAUUCACAAAAGAAUGUUCAAAACAUCCAAAAUAUUGUUGAAAUCAAUAAUAAGAAUGGUAAUUCCGAUCAUCAUCAUGCCGUUCAUAACAAUCAGGACAUUCAUCAAAAUUCUUCAAAUACUAUUAUUUCAAAAUCAAAUAGAGAUCAAUUUUCUCCUUUUGAAAUGCAAAAAAAGAGAACUUUGGAACAAGCAGAUCUUUACAGAAAUUCAAUUCGUCAAAAUGGUGAAGAACCUCAGAUCAAAUUUUCAAAACCUACUCUUUCCAAAGAUCUCAUCAAAGAAUAUUUCAACUUUUAUACAUCAUGUCCUAGAGUCAUUGUGUUGGAUUGUGAAACAAGUGGAUUUUCGAAAUCAGAUCAAGUGAUUGAAUUGGCUGCAGUUGAAUUGAAACAUGGUAUUCGAACUGGAAAAUUAUUCAGUAGUAAAAUCAAAUUGAAUGAUGGAGUGAGUAUUCACGAAAAGGCUCAACAAGUUCACAAAAUUUCAGAAACAGAUUUAUUGGUGCAUCCUCCAAGUUCACUCAUUUUGGGUGAGUUUUUGGAAUUUCUAAGAGAGGAUGUCAGUUCUUCCGCUCUUACUACAGGAAUUGUUGCUCAUAAUUUGAAAUUUGAUAUUCGUAUGAUUACGCAAGAUAUUGAAAAGUAUUAUGGGCCGAAUCAUGUUCCAUUGAUAUUUCAGGAUAGCUCUCGCCAAUUCUGUACCAUGCAAUUCCACAAGAAUGCUCGAGGAAAGAACGCAAGUUACGAUUUGGACAGUGCAUGUCAUUAUUUUGGCAUUUCACGUGGAGAACGAGAUGAAGCUCAUAGCGCCUUGCAGGACGCUGAGAUUACUGCUCAAUUAUUUUUGAGUUUAAAGGAAUACGUGGAAUGGGAAAACGAAGAACCCAUUUCUAUUAGUCCACACACCCGCAAUUAUGAUAAUACAGUGCUUGAAAGUGAAACAAAUGCAGUCAUACAGAGUGAGACUGAUGUGACAAAAAGUCAAUCUCUUGAGGAAGAAAGAAGUAACAGUGGUGUUUUCAACUUUUUCAGAAAAUUCUUUGGCAACUGGUAUUAA